Messenger RNA from Penicillium verrucosum, 1824 nucleotides. RefSeq lists its product as uncharacterized. The transcript has 2 exons. NCBI's taxonomy places the organism in Eukaryota, Fungi, Ascomycota, Eurotiomycetes, Eurotiales, Aspergillaceae. The coding region runs from base 1 to 1824 and encodes 607 amino acids. The record is from RefSeq and is a predicted model, not a curated record.
AUGGCUUUCAAUCGCCCCCUACCCAUCUCUGGGGCGUGGAAGGAUCCUGAUGCCUACGUGGAGGCCCUCCUCUGCUUCUCCACUACCUCGGUGCUCUUUAUGAAUUUGUGCGGUGGUGUGCAUAUGGUCGACUUUCUGACCCGGGAGCCCGACCUCUAUACAACAAUUUUGCCAGAAGAUUGGAUAUCCUUCUUCGAACAGCAUGAUAUUCAAGACACCAUCCGUCUACUCCUACGAGAGGACAUUGACCACUUACGAGGCGCCGACGAGCCUUCUGUAGAUCAAAGCAGCCGUGCUUGGAAUGGAGGAGCAUUCCCUCCCCAGAGCCUCUUGGACUACAUUUUCAACAUCCGUCAACUGACACUUCAACGAGAAAUGUGCAUCUCGUCUUCGGAGAGGAUCGAAUUACCCAAGCAAGUUGCUAUGCACAUGAACCGAAAAAAAAACACUGUCAAUAAGCGCCGAGGUGAACCAGUCACUCAUAUUGUGGAUUUUGGGUCUGGACAGAACUAUCUUGGACGCACACUGGCCAGCUCGCCUUACUACAAGCAUAUCAUUGCAAUUGAGCGCAAGCAUCAGUACAUCAGCGGUGCUAAGAGCAUGGAUAUCCGAGCCAAGUUGGCAAAGAACCCGAAUGCUCAAUAUUCCCAUAAGGAAAAAAGUUCGUCCGAUGGCUGCAACGGAACUACGGAAGUGACUAUUUCUGAAACGACGGAUACCCCUCAACCAACGAUAGAAGGCUCGCAUGUCUCAGAUGUUCCUUUUUGCCAGAUGCUGGGCAAGAUUACCCUUCAAUCUGACGAGCUACUCGGAUCCCGUACCAAAAGCCCAUUACGAGAAAAGCUACCCACGCCAGAGCUCCGUACCCGCGGCACUCUCAGCUAUAUUGAGCAUGAAAUCCAAGAUGGCCACUUAGAGCCCCUUAUCGACCACAUCAUCCAUCCAUCCCCUCUCGGAGCUGCUGAUGGGGAAAGGAAAGAAGAGAGCGAUGCUCGAUUGAUGGUCGUUUCCCUUCACUCUUGCGGAAACCUUGUCCACCAUGGUCUACGAUCCCUGAUUGUAAAUCCUUCAAUUGUGGCUGUCGCUAUGAUCGGCUGUUGCUACAAUCUGUUGACGGAACGCCUCGGUCCAAAUACGCAUGAGCUUCCUAUUCUUCAAUCCCUCCACCCUCGGCUUGAAGAGACCGGGACAUCAUACGAUCCACAUGGCUUCCCUAUGUCUAAAUACUACGAGAAUUACCGAAGCCCCGGAGCAACGACAGGUGUGAAACUUAACAUCACAGCUCGUGCACUGGCCGUGCAAGCUCCAUACAAUUGGGGCUUCAAUGACAGUGAACAAUCCUUUACCCGUCACUUCUUCCGUGCUCUUCUCCAGCGUAUUCUCGUUGAUCGAAAUAUUCUUCCUAAGCUGCCUGUGCCGGAAGACGUCCUCUCCGACGGGACUUCCCCAGAGGCUAGCACCAACUCUAUUAUCAUAGGAUCAUUGCCUAAAGCCGCCUUUAAGUCUUUUACUGCAUAUAUUCGUGCUGCGACGAUCAAGAUGAGUCGAGACCCGGUAUAUGGUUCCCAGAUCCAGAAGCAUAUUGCUACUCUCACUGAUGAGGAGAUUCACUGCUAUGAGACUCAAUACCUCCACGCGAGGAAACGUAUGAGUGUUGUGUGGAGCUUAAUGGCGUUCAGUGCUCAACUCGUCGAGGCUAUCAUUGUUGUGGAUCGCUGGCAAUUCCUUCGUGAACAGGACUCGGUCAAAGACUGCUGGGUUCAACCAGUGUUUGACUAUAGUAAAAGUCCGCGUAAUUUGGCAGUCAUUGGACUAAGAAAGUGA